UAAGUUUUUGCUUAAACUGGAAUGUAAAGUCCACACUAGAGGCUUAUUAACUACUAGUUAGUUUAAAACUAAUUCUGUACUUAUAUUGGUUGCACGACCUCAUCUGCAUAAUGUGGCUAGGCCAUAAGCUCUCCAGAAAGCAUGGGUCUCCAAUGUUGUUCCUGCAGAUUUGAGCAUCAAGCACAGCACACCUGAACCUACUAAUCAAGUUGUUUAGGGCUAGCUAAAAAUGAGAGACAGCUGUGUUGAAGUCUUAUUUUAGGUAGUCCUAAACAACUUGAUUAGCAGGUUCAGGUGCAGCUUAAAUCUGCAGGAAAAACAUUGGAGACACGUGCUUUCUGGAGAGCUUAUGACCUAGCUGCAUUUUGUAACCAAAUAAACUACAGAAUAAGUUUCAAACUAACUAGUAGUUACUAAGCCUUUAGUGCAGGGGUGACCAAACCUGUUCCUGGAGAUCUACCCUUCUGCAUAUUUUAGUUCCAACCCAGUUUCAACACACCUGACUCUAAUGUUUAGGUAGCCCUGAAAUGCUUGAUUGCCAGGUUCAGGUGUGUUUGAUUGGGGCUGGAGCUGAACUCUGCAGGAAAGUGGAUCUCCAGGAACAGGGUUGGUCACCACUGCUUUAGUGUAUACUUUACGUUUAAGCAAGAAUGUACAGAUAGCUGGUGCAAAAAAUAUGCAGGACAGGUGCCCUCCAGGAACAGGGUCGGUGAGCACUGCUGUAAAGUAAUGUGUAGUUGCAUAAUAUGACAUUUACAUUUAAUUAUCCAAUAGCAGCCUUUAAAUUUAUGAGCAGAAUUUGUGUUGAAAUGCUGUAAAUUACAACUUAUCUCUGAUUCAAACUUAUUUGCUUUACGCAAAAAUUAAAAGAUGGAUUUGCAUGGAUGAAUGGAUGUGCAUGGAUGGAUGGAUGGAUGUGCAUGAAUGGAUGGAUGGAUGUGCAUGGAUGGAUGGAUGGAUGGAUGUGCAUGGAUGGAUGGAUGGAUGUGCAUGGAUGGAUGUGCAUGGAUGGAUGGAUGGAUGGAUGUGCAUGGAUGGAUAUGCAUGGAUGGAUGUGCAUAGAUGGAUAUGCAUGGAUGGAUGUGCAUGGAUGGAUAUGCAUGGAAGUGCAUGGACGGAUAUGCAUGGAAGUGCAUGGACGGAUAUGCAUGGAAGUGCAUGGACGGAUAUGCAUGGAAGUGCAUGGAUGGAUAUGCAUGGAAGUGCAUGGAUGGAUAUGCAUGGAAGUGCAUGGAUGGAUGUGCAUGGAAGUGCAUGGAACUGCAUAAGUGUACCUUCAUGUUGCAACUACACAGCUAUAGUGCAACUGACUCCAGGACUGGUGAGGUGGUUACAUUUUAAAUACCGGCAAUAGCCAGAGACAGAAAAUACACCUAAAUUUGCAAAUUAAUUUACUUUUUAAUUAGGGCUGACAAUGUUAAUUGCGAUGCAUAAUAAAAGUGUGAUUUUGCACAAUAUAUGUGUGCAGUCAGUCUUAUUAUAUUGUAUAUAAAAAUAUACACACAUGCAUGUUUGUAUUUAACAAGCAUUUACAUGUAUGGUAUGGUAUGGUAUGUAGGUAUGGUAUGUAAAAAAUCUAUGACGUAUAAUUUUUUAAAACUUAACUUUUUAAUUAAAGUAUAUAAAAUUAUACAAUGUAGUGUUGGUUAAUAGGUUAGUAGACUUAUUUUUCAAAGGUUUAAUUACAUGAUAAAUUAAUGUAUUUCAUAAAAUGUCAUAAAACUGCCCCCCCAGCCCAAUCUCAUGGCCCUCAGUUUGAGAAUCACUGCUUUAGAUUGAAAUCUGGGUGGAGGCAGACAGACUACAAUUGCUUACAAAACUUUGACUCAGUCUUAGAGGAUCAGUAUAAGGAACAAAUCUGAGAAGCAGGCAGUCGCAGUGCAAAUCCCUGAACCAAACACAUUCACAACGUGAAACUUUAUUCAAGAAGCGGAACGCAUUUGUUUACAAAACAUCUUUGCAAAGUCAGACAUGGAUAUAGAAAAAGUGUUUGAAUACUUAAGUAAUAAUUUUACAUUGAUUCACGGCUUGGGUGCAUUUGUUCUGCUCUGGGCUCUGGUGUGGUUCUGCCGAGACAACCUGGAAAUAGCCAAUGUCAAGGACAAGCACGUCUUUGUAACCGGUUGUGACUCUGGUUUCGGAAACCUACUGUGUAAACGCCUAGACAAACGUGGUUUCCGCGUCCUAGCCGGGUGUUUUACGGAAAAAGGGGCAGAUGAUUUGAAAAGGGCAACUGGACCUUAUCUUAAGACCUGCAUACUGGAUGUGACCAGCACGGCUAGCAUUGAGAAGGCUGUGGAAUGGACCAAAAAAGAAGUUGGAGAUAAAGGACUUUGGGGUCUUGUGAACAAUGCAGGAUAUUCCCUUCCCAUGGGUCCCUCUGAGUGGAUGAAAAUCGAUGACUUUCAAAGAACCCUCAAAGUCAAUAUGUUUGGCGUUAUAGAGACGACCAUGAAUUUUCUGCCUUUGAUCAAAAAGUCUCGGGGUCGAAUAGUGAAUGUGGCAUCAGUGCUGGGCAGAGUCGCAGCUAAUGGGGGCGGAUACUGCAUCUCAAAGUUUGGGGUGGAAAGUUUCUCAGACUGUCUCAGGAGGGAUAUCCAGUAUUUUGGGAUUAAAGUGUGUAUAAUCGAACCUGGAUUCUUCAAGACUCAGGUGACCAGCUUAGAGUCCAUCGAGAAAGAACUGCAUCGCCUCUGGAACCAGCUGCCCACAGAGGUGAAGGAAAGUUAUGGAGAUAAAUACCUGGAUAAAUACAUCAAGAUCCAGAGACUGAUCAUGAAUGCUGUGUGUGAUACGGACUUAAGCAAAGUGACCAGUUGCAUGGAGCACGCCCUGCUGGCUGCCCACCCGAGGACACGCUACAGUGCAGGCUGGGAUGCCAAAUUCGUAUGGAUCCCUCUGUCAUACAUGCCCGCCUGUGUUGUGGACAUUGCUUUAAAGCUGAUACUGCCAAAGCCUGCAAAAAGUGUCUAGUGUGCUAAUGAAGUAAGUUUAGGACCAUGCAGAUUGUAUUCCUAUUCUUACUCUUGACUUUUAAUCCCUUUAUGAGACACUGGAUAUUUUGGGAGCACCUAAUUUUAGAGAUGUUGUUGUUGUUUUGAGUUAGUGGGUGAUUAAUAAUAAUCACAGGUUUUAGCAUUUACAGUAACUGUGUUUUUUUUAAUUAGCCUACAUAGUUUUAAAGACAUGAGAACUGUUAAAACAUACCAUUUCAAUUAUUUUGUAUAUUUAUAUAAAGUGAAAUGUAGUUAUUU
This is a messenger RNA of Paramisgurnus dabryanus, 3254 nucleotides long. RefSeq names its product retinol dehydrogenase 5 (11-cis/9-cis) (gene rdh5). Gene Ontology annotation, molecular function: all-trans-retinol dehydrogenase (NAD+) activity. Gene Ontology annotation, cellular component: intracellular membrane-bounded organelle. NCBI's taxonomy places the organism in Eukaryota, Metazoa, Chordata, Actinopteri, Cypriniformes, Cobitidae. The record is from RefSeq and is a predicted model, not a curated record. Gene Ontology annotation, biological process: steroid metabolic process; retinoid metabolic process.